Molecule: messenger RNA, 5762 nt
Organism: Struthio camelus australis
Lineage: Eukaryota; Metazoa; Chordata; Aves; Struthioniformes; Struthionidae
Source: RefSeq, a predicted model, not a curated record
AUGAGAUUUGACCAUAGAGUGGUGGGAAACGCUAUUCUUUAUAAGUAUGUGCUUAUAACUUUUUUUUUUUUUAUAAUUUUACAGUCUGCUAAGCUACGUAAGUUGCCUCCCUUUCUCACCAUUUCUCUCCUGAGAUUUAAUUUUGACUUUGAGAAGCGUGAACGAUACAAGGAAACUAGUUGCUACACGUUCCCUAUCCAGAUAAAUCUGAGGCCUUUUUGUGAGCAGACCGAAUUGGAUGAUUCAGAGUAUAUGUAUGAGCUCUUCUCUGUUAUUAUACACAAAGGUGGCUGCUAUGGAGGACACUAUCAUGUUUAUAUCAGAGAUGUGGAUGAAUUAGGGAACUGGCAAUUGCAAGAAGAAGAGGGUAAUAUAAUCGAAGAUAAAGUUUUAAGAGAUACAGAAAAUACUAAAGAAAUAGAAAAUCCACUGGCAGUGUUGAAAGGGAUUUUAUCAGAGGAAGAAUCUAAACAAAUGCCUGUGGAUCAAUUAGGGCAGAAGUUGUUGGAGAAAAAAGGGAUGUCUUGGAACAAGAAAUACCGAAAACAAUACGGGGCGUUACGAAAGUAUUUGCAGAAUCAUCCUCAGAUAUUUCAGUUCUGUCCUGAUGAAAGCAAGGUUGGUCUUAAGGAGAAAUAUCAUAAGGUCCCAUGUAAGUCAGAUUCUCAAGGACAAGAUCUGCAAAGCCCUCCUCAGAAGAAUGGUUUCCAGUGGAAUUCAGAAAAAACAUCUACAAUACGAAGGGACAGCUCUGCUGGUUGCCAUUGGUUUGAUCUGAAUGAUUCAAAAGUCCAGCCAAUUAAGGAGGAGGAUAUUGAGAAACAAUUUCAGGGUAAAGAGAGUGCCUACAUGCUGUUUUAUCGAAAAUCUCAGUUGAAAAGACCUCCGGAAGCUCGAGGAAAUCCAAGGUACCGAAUUCCUGGACACCUUUUGAAUGAAAUGAAUGCUGCUAACACCGAGCUGCAAAAAAAGAGGGUUGAAUGUGACUCAGCAAAAAAUGGCAUUGAUUUACAUCUCCAUUUGAGCUCAUGUUAUAAAUUUCACAAUGGGGCUUUGCACCCUUCGCUUACUUGGAAAGAGAGUGUUGUGGAUCUGACUAUUGAUAGAAGAAAAACUCUAGGAGACCUUCGACAAUCAGUAUUCCAGAUGUUGGAAUCUUGGGAAGGAGACAUGAUUUUCAGUAUUGCUAAACCUUUACCAGCAGGACUACAUAUUUACCACUCUCUCGAUGGAGAUGAGCUGACACUGGAUAGCAUUGGGCUGGCUGAUGGAGCAGACAUCUUUGUGUGGAAUGGGAAAGAGGUUGGUGGUACAAAGAUGUUGACCGGCCCUGAUCAUGAACCUGUUAUUGUAAAUGUUCUUCGUUUGGCAGAGUAUAAUGAAGGAGGUAAAGGUCAACACUUCACAGAAUCCCAACACAUCAUUCCGUGUAACACAGAACUGGGUGCUUUGCGCAGCGCCUUAGUACCGUCAGGAGGAAUCAUUUUAAAGAAUGGUUCAGGACUUGGUAAAGAUUCCAAGAACUGGGAAGUUCUUCCUGAAGAAGAUAUGAAGAAGACAGUCAAAAGUGUGGGUCUGAUGGAUGGAUGCUCAAUACUAAUUUUAGACAGUCAUGACCAGAGCUUGGUGAAUGUAUCAAGUGGCAAUUUGACUGCUUUUACGUAUGACAUCAGCUGGCUCCAAGUUAAAAACUUCUGCAGAACAGAUGCUGAAGAGAAACAAGUUAAAAUUACUGCCACUAUCGAAACAGUGAUGUCAGAUAUCAAAAUGAAAGCAAUACGGGAACUUCAGCUAGAAGAGGAGCUAGCAAAGGACAGCUGUCUUAGGCCUGUUAGUGGAAAUGGGAAACUUCUCUCUCCAGUGCCAGAGGAUUAUACUGUCAAAGAAGCAGAACUGAAAAUGGGAAGCUUGUUAGGGCUGUGCCAUGGAAAAUCUCCAACUUCCACUCAGCUCUUCUUAUAUUUUAUUGUUGAGAGUGACCAACAUACAAGCCCUGAGAUGGAGAUAGUUGUGGAAGAGACUGCCUCUGUCAGAGAGUGUCUAAAGUUAAUGCUGGAAAAAUCUGGAUUAUCAGGUGACAACUGGCAUUUGAGAAGGCUUGACUGGUGCUACGAAGCAGGGGAAGCAUUAAGUCAGGAAAAUGCCACUCUGAAGGAGCUUAAUGUUUGCAGAGGAGAUACUUUGGUUGUAACCGAAGGAAAGCUUCCACCAAAGGGUUUCCUGAAAAUACCCAUCUGGUGGUACAAGCCUUUAAAUCAUGUGAAACAUUACGAGAGUGCACAAGACCAAGUGAACGGCGUGACCUGCAAGAUGGAGGCUUUGCAGGUGUCUCCAGCAGGAGAAUACGUCCAAACAGACCUGGAUCUAUGUUAUGCUGGCAGUAUAGAAAUAGCAGGAGAAGCUUCUUUGGAAGAUUUGAAGAUUCAGGCCAUGACCUUGCCGUGUUGCCAGGAGCAGAUCCUUCCACUGCCUGCAUUUCUCAGAGCCUGGACAGUGGAAAGUAAGCGCCCAGGCAAGCUUUUACGAAACAACAAGCAGCAGCUCAAUGAAUAUAAGCUGGGAGCCAGAGUGGAAAUCUGCAUAGAACCUUUGCAAAAAGAAGAGAAUUUGGGCUCCCAUGAACUGUUGCUUCGAGUGCAGAUGGGCAUACCAGGGCAGAGGGACUACUACCACUCCACGGAUUUGGUCUGGGAUAUCUCCAAAGAAUGCACAACCUGGGCACUGAGGCAAAGAGUUGCUUCUCACUAUUGUCUCCCUGUAGAUAAAAUUGAAAUAGCCAAAUACUUCCCUGAAAAAUUUGAGUGGCUGCCGAUAUCUAGCUGGACUCAGCAAAUUUCAAAGAGGAAACGGAAGAAAAAACAGGAGAGUUUGCAGUCAGCACCUUAUCACCUGAAAGAUGGAGACAUCAUUGGGGUGAAGAAUCUUCUCCUUGAUGACACAAAGGAUUUCAGCACUGUGAGAGAUGAUGUUGGAAAAGAGAAGCAAAGGCAGCUUGCAUUAGAAAAGAAUAAAAGCCGACAAGCUGAACGUUUACAAAACCACAUUUUUUCUGAGGAAAAGGUGAAUAUUAAGCACCGUAAACCAGAAGUGGCUCUUUCAAUCAACGUUGGAGUUUUCAGAUAGCACCAGGCAGAUGAUUUCUUGACCAGACCGUACUGCCGAUGUACUGAAUUGGAAUGGAGUACCUCAACUGGACCAGCAAGAGGGAUGGUCUUCCCUAAAGUGUCUUCAUGAAUCACCGAGACAGACUGGAUAUAGGAUUCAGGAUGACUCUGGUUUUCUUUUAAUCUCUCUUGGUGAAGUGCUUUAGUAUCCCUUUAUCCAUGUAGUACUUAUUCUCAGGCUAGGUAAAUGCACUUUAUCCAUGAGAAAACAGAUUAAUAUAUCAUGUAACCUUCGGUGACUGUUCUGUAAUCACUCUAAGUGUUUUUGUUUUGUUUUAAAUCAGAAAAACUGGCGUCUUGCACCAUCACUACAGAGUUUGCUAGGACUUUUUGGUGCAGUCAUAAACCCCUCUUUUUAGAAAUUACUGUUUCAUCUCUCAUCACUGAAAUUACUAGUGAUACCAGAAUUUGAUUUUCUAUCUAAUAUAUAAAUCCAAGUCAGUAGUAGCUUGAAUCAGAUUUCAAACAUGAAAGAAAUGUGGAAAUCUCUGGACAAAGUGUGUUAAAUUGAUUCCAGAAAGGAGCAAGUUCAAAAUCUAUCACGCUCUAAAACCUGAAGACCUAUAAUUUGUGAUAUGGAACAACAGUGCAGUAGCCUUGGAUUUCAAAGUUGCUAGUGCUUUUUUGUUGUUCACAAGCUUUAUUAACAAACGAAAAGGGUAGAAAAAUUUGGCAGAUGUGGUGGUUAGCGGUUAGUCUUAGGUGGGUUUUAUUUUACUCAGGAAAAAAGCUUGUAUUUAUUUUCAGUAUUCUUAUUCAGAGGAAUUUCCUUCACUUCUCAUUUGUUUGACUGUUUUAAUGUCCAUUGAAACAUUUGAGAAAGAGCAAGAAAAUGCUUAUCUUGGUGUUGAUUUACAGCCUCCAUAAUUGAAGGGAUGUAUGUAGUUGAAUACCGGCUGAACUGAGUAUGAAAGGGUCUUGUGUAUUGAGUAAAACGUUUACCAAAUGGUUGUAAGAUUGGAUCUCAAGAUUGAGAACACAUGUAAGUAUCUGAUGAGAGGUCAUAUUUUGUUAAUGAGGCUGGGAGGCAGGAUUUACUAAAUGUUGAUGUUUCUAUCACCUUUAUUUAAACACUGCAAAUAUUUACAACACUUAAACGGUAUUCCCCUUUGGUACAUGAUUAUCUAUAACUUAAAUUCCCAUCAGGUUCCUAAUUUUCUUUGAGCACAAACAAUACUGACAAACUAACCAAAACUCUUAAUGGAAUUAUUUGCUCAUAGUCGUACUUUAAACAUACUUUCAACGAUAAGGUGAAAAAGGAAAGGUAGAAGAUAACACGUAAGCCGUUCUGUGCAGCAGUAAAGUGCUGAUGGCAUGUAACGUGCUUGCCUUUUCCUGCUGGGAAGCUGCAGAAAUUGAUUACCGUGUCAAAUGAAGUCUGUUAUCAAAUACGCUACAAAGCCUUGUUGAACUGCACGAAUGGCUGGCAAACCUCUUUGGAAAUGAGUAAGGCAAUGUUCAAAUACGACGAUUGAAACAUAGGCUGAAGUACCUUUAAUUAAAACUGUAAUAACGAGUGAACAAAAUACAUGUAACUCUUGAGGACUAUAGUAAAUGGUUUCAUAUAUGUGUAGAAGUUUUUGUUGUAGAAAAUGCCAAUACAGGAGACUACGAAAAUUUUCGUGAUGUGGGAAGAUCUUCUGAUUUAACUUCUGCAGUUUAACAGUGUUCUGCUGUUCUGGACAACAAGUUGCUUCUGUGCUUUCCUAGGCCAAUUCAGUCAAGCAAGGGGAUAUUAUCGUUUCCUAACUCUUUUGGUCUUAGGUUUUACUUGAAUAAUGUAAUCCUAGUUUUAUGGAUGGCUUUUUUUGUUUUUGAUGUUUGAGGUGAGGACAGCCAUUUUCUUUCCCUCCCUGACUUAUUUUGCAUAACCUUCUUCCAUGUUAACAGGAGUUCUUGAAAGCCACAGGCUUACAGAAAUUAUCGCACAUGCUGAUUACCAAGGUAAACAAGGAAUCUUUGCGUUUGCAAAUUAUUCCAUUGCACUGCACUUACUUUGCUGUCGCUUUAACUCCUCAAAUCCCAUUCUGGACAGCUGUACUGAGCUUGGUUCCCCCCCCCCCCUUCGUUUUAAUAAUUCUGGUCUGUUCCUGAAAACAUGAAGUUUGGACAAAUUUAAAUACAGAUUACAAGUACUAAAGUGGGGAUUUUAGUAUGUGCCUUUGCUGAAGUGCGAUGUAGCAGUGCCUGCACUGAACCAAUAUUGAAUUAUUUCUAAUGUUGGCUCAAAAUGCGUAUUUUUUUUCUUAGAAUUAUUGUGGACCAUUCCACAAUGAAGGAGAUUGCUAAAAAUUGGGGGGAGAGGGAACACCUUUUUAAAAUGGAGUCUUUGUGAUUCCACAGUUUAUCCUGGUUAUAUUCCAAGGUCUGGAAAAGCUUUCAUUUUUAUUUUUCAAGUGUACUUCACAAAAUAAAGAGUCAUUUAUAUAUGUCUAUUUGAUUUGUCUAUAUAUGUCUGACUGACAUACGUUGAUUGAGAAUGGGGUAGAUUAUUUUCUAACACUGGACGGGGCACAACCUCAACUGUACUUUGAUUUUUCAUACCUGUUCCUAGCACUGCACCCUGAUCUAUGUGAGAAGUUCCCCAGAUCUGGCUGG